This is a messenger RNA of Andrographis paniculata, 1523 nucleotides long. RefSeq names its product stemmadenine O-acetyltransferase-like. Bases 139 to 1452 code for a protein of 437 amino acids. The transcript has a single exon. NCBI's taxonomy places the organism in Eukaryota, Viridiplantae, Streptophyta, Magnoliopsida, Lamiales, Acanthaceae. The record is from RefSeq and is a predicted model, not a curated record.
UAUAACAACUACAGUUCCAGUCGAAAAUUCUUUGUGGAUAAGACAAAGAUUUGGACCAUCUUCCUACCGCAUCUUCUUUAUAAAAUCCUCUGCUCUGCGUUGCAUUGUGAUCUCCAAAUCAGUCCCUCAGAGGUAGAAAUGGUCCUGACAAUAGACAUCCUUUCGAAGGAGAGGAUUAAGCCAUCCUGUCCGACUCCAGAUCACCUGAAAAGAUUCAACCUUUGCCUGCUCGAUCAGCUCAUUCCAGCUGACUUUGCUCCAAUUAUCAUCUUCUAUCCCCCCAACAAUGGCGAUUCCAUUACCUCGUCGGAGGUUCAAGGAAGACUGGAUAUCCUCAGGAGCUCGCUGUCGGAAGUCCUGAAACAGUUCUAUCCACUCGCAGGCACGAUCAGGGACGAUGUAUUCGUCGAUUGUGACGAUCAAGGAGCUUAUUUAACAACUGCUAAGGUUGGAUGUUCCCUGAGUGAAUUUCUUACAAGCCCUGAUCUUAAAACCCUGUCUCGAUUCCUUCCCUGUGGUCUGAACACCGACGAAACUUGUGUGACUAAUGUGCAAGCAAGUGUGUUUUCCUGCGGCGGGAUUGCCGUCGGGAUUUGUAUAUCCCACCGGAUUCUCGACGGCGCUGCUUUAGGCCUGUUUUUAAAAUCUUGGGCCGACACUGCAAUUUCAGACAAAGAGAAGACUGUAUUAACGUCCCCUGAUCUCUUAUCAGCUUCUUCCCUUUUCCCUGCGCACGCCACGUGGCUGAAAGAAGCUUCGAAGGCUAUGUGGAGCUGUUUGUUCAAGAAAGCCCAGUUCGUGACGAAAAGAUUCGUGUUCGAUGGUGCUGCAAUUGCCACUCUCAAAGGUAGAAUUGGAUUUGGGCCUACAAGCGUGGAGAUUGUGUCGGGAUUCAUAUGGAAACAUGCGACGAUGAGUGGAUGCAAGAAAUCAUCACUUAUUACACAUCUGGUGAACCUCCGGAAACGGGCAGCCCCGAAUUUCUCCGGGCAGUCUCUGGGGAACCUUGUCUGGAUAGCAAGUGCGAAACUUGGAGCUGAAAAGAGCAGUCUUGAACUGUUUGGAGUGGUCGAUGAAGUGAGGAAAUGCUUGUCGAGAAUCGACGGGGAAUAUGUAGAGAGCCUGCGGGGUGAUGGUGGGAGUCACGUUAUGCAGAGGGAUCUUACAGAGAUCGGAAAGUAUGGCGGCGGGGGGGAUGUAGAUCACAUUGGGUUCAGCAGCUGGUGCAAGUUGGGAUUCUACGAUGUUGAUUUUGGGUGGGGGAAGCCUGUUUGGGUCAGCAGCAUUGAUUCCAGUGGGCCGUUGUUUAUGAAUCUUGUUGUCCUGAUGGAGACCAGAUUUGGCGAUGGAAUUGAAGCCUGGAUAACAAUGGAUGAACAGCAACUGUCUGUGUUGGAACACAAUCAAGAAUUCAGAAGCUUUGCUGCGUUGAAUCCGAGCCCUUUACUGUAAUUCAUUUCAUAAUUUGAUGGUCCAAGAAAGAAGUGUGUUUUGUAAUUGUUAUUGCAAUAUGGAAUAUGUCC